Lichtheimia ornata is the source of this 795-nucleotide messenger RNA. RefSeq lists its product as uncharacterized. The record is from RefSeq and is a predicted model, not a curated record. Bases 1 to 795 code for a protein of 264 amino acids. The transcript is spliced from 2 exons. Lineage: Eukaryota; Fungi; Mucoromycota; Mucoromycetes; Mucorales; Lichtheimiaceae.
AUGUCCUUUUCGACGUAUGAAUCCAGAUCAACCUCGACCUCCAUGUCAGACGAAGGUUAUCAUUCCGAUGAGAAGCCAUCGUUCUCCUCUUCAACUGAGCAUCAGGACGAGCCAUGCCCUAUUGUUCACGACACUCACAUUAUUCGCAUCUCAUACACACCUAUCACGCUUGCAUUGACAUCAUCCAUCAUCAUCUUAUCGCUCUACAGCUUAACGACACUUGCAUGGGCGCACACAUUCCCACCCUUUUUUGUCCUGUUCCAUCUCAGUUUCCACGUUACGCACUUGACAGCUCAUAUGUUGCAACGACCUGAUCUGGAGCGAUUAUGUGUGGUGUAUGGGACAUCAUUGUAUUGGACUGGAUGGUUGCUAGGCAUACUUGUUUUCAGCGAGAGAUUGACACUUGAUCCGACCAUCAGCUUAUUUUGGCUCUUGAUGCUCGAACGACGCAAUGCAUGGGGAAUCAUACUAUGGGAAUUCGUAAGCCGUUUGGAAGAACAAGGUGGUUACCAGUUAUUGGCAUAUCGGAUCUGGUCUCUCAUGGGCGCUGGAAGUGCAUGGGGCUUGUUGUAUAUUGCUCUUGCUCGUAUGGAUGGUUUCGCCUUAUUGUAUCUACUCAAACCCACAAGCGUUGCAAAGCUGCUGCUGGUCAGCACAAUGGCUGGUGUAUCCAUGAUCUGCUAUUGGAGCUUUUGGACCUUUCAAUAUCGUGGUGUCAUUUGGCGACGAGAUUUACGUAACGGCGUCGUCGUCUGGUAUAGCGAUGGUGUUGCGCGCGCUGGCAAUGUCGAAUAA